Messenger RNA from Ichthyophthirius multifiliis, 1025 nucleotides. RefSeq lists its product as hypothetical. The record is from RefSeq and is a predicted model, not a curated record. The annotation marks the transcript as partial. The transcript is spliced from 5 exons. NCBI's taxonomy places the organism in Eukaryota, Ciliophora, Oligohymenophorea, Hymenostomatida.
AUGUUAAUUGAUAAAAAAGAAAUAUAAGAUUGGAUAGUUGAUGUCAAUGAUUACAAUAAAAAAAGAAGAGAAAGAGGAUUUGAAAAUCCAAAAGUGAAAAUUGUAAGCAUACUUGAAAUGCAGAAAAAGGAAAAAGAAUUUAACCCUAUUUUAUAAUAAUUUAUAGAUCCUUAAAAAGAUAUAUAGGCAACUGAAAAAAAUGAAUAAAAUAAAAAGAUUCUUUAAUAAAAAAAGAGUGUAAAUUAUAUAAUAAAAUUUUAUGUAAUAAAAUAAAAAAAUUAUAAGAAACAUUUAGAAAAAUAUGAUAGAAAUUAUGAUAUUGUUAAUUUAGAAAAUAUAGCAAAUACAACUUUUAAAGAAAAAAUAAUUCAACCCAAAUAAGUUUUAUAAUAAUCACUUAGAGAUUUUAAUAUUGUUAAUCAUGCUCCAGUUGCUAAAUAUAUGUUUGAGAAUGUUAAAAUAAUAAAUUAAGAAAAACAAGCAUUAUAACAAGUAAGAAGUUAUAAAUAAAGAGAUUUUAAUAUUUUAACCAAUAAAUACAAAUAAGAUCAUGAAUAAAAAAUGGAAGAAUAAUAACAAAAUACAAUGAAAGUUUUAAAAGAAAAAUUCACAAAAACACAUAACUAUAACUUUUUAUUAGGAAAAGCAUAUGAUGAAGAUUAAGAAUAGUUAUAUAAUUCAAAAGUUGAAUAAAAAGUUAAAAAAUAACUUUAAAAGUAAAUUUAGUAACUACCUCCUUCUAUUAGAUAUAGAGAAACAAUAAUCUUUGAUAGAACCAAACCUGUUCCUGAGGAAAUAAAACUUAUAGAUUAAUAAAGAGAAAAUGCAAAAGUAAGAUAUAAACUUAGAAAUGCAAUUGAAAAUGAAUAUCACAAGAGAAAUAUAGAAAUUCAUGAUAGAAAAUAAUAAAGAAUUAAAAAUGGAAUGUUUGAAUAAAAAUAUAUAGACGAACAUAGAAAAGGUUUUUAUUCUAUCAAAUUAUUGUUUUAAUAAAAAAAGGAUUUGAUUUAAUCACUCUAGAAAAA